Linum trigynum is the source of this 1161-nucleotide messenger RNA. The record is from the annotation of a GenBank genome assembly. NCBI's taxonomy places the organism in Eukaryota, Viridiplantae, Streptophyta, Magnoliopsida, Malpighiales, Linaceae.
AUGAAUCGUUUCUUCACUGUAAAGGAAGAGUACCCAGGGGGAUCCGGUGAUCAUUCGCCGGCGGCGACGAUGACGUUGACUGCGGUGGCGCCGCAGCCGAUCGAAGGUCUCCACGAGGUCGGGCCGCCGCCGUUCCUGACCAAGACAUUCGAGAUGGUGGACGAUCCGAUCACAAAUCACGUCGUCUCGUGGAGCAGAGGCGGCACCAGCUUCGUGGUCUGGGAUCCGCAUUCCUUCUCCACCAACCUCCUCCCUCGAUUCUUCAAGCACAAUAACUUCUCCAGCUUCGUCCGCCAGCUCAACACUUACGGUUUCCGCAAGAUUGAUCCGGAGCGAUGGGAAUUCGGCAACGAGGAAUUCCUCCAGGGCCACAAGCAUCUGCUGAAGAACAUCCGGCGAAGGAAAGCUCCUCCUAAUUCUCCUUCUCCUCAUCCAUCUUCUUUCCAUUCUCAGACCUUAUCCGUUCCUCCCAAUCAAUUUCACCUUCAUCAUCAUCAUCAAGCAUCGGGGGGCAGCGCCGCCGUCGAGCUCGGCCGGUUCGGUUUUGACGGGGAAAUCGACCGAUUGAAGCGAGACAAACAGGUGCUGACCUUGGAGCUGGUGAAGCUCCGGCAGCAGCAACAGAGCACAAAGGCCUACGUGGCGGAGCUGGAGCAGAGGCUGCAAGGAACCGAGACGAAGCAGCAACAGAUGAUGCAGUUCCUGGCCCGGGCGGUUCGGAACCCGGCCUUCUUGCAUCAGCUGGCGCAGCAGAAGGGGAAGAGGAAAGAGCUGGAGGAAGCCCUGAGCAAGAAGCGGAGGCGGCCGAUUGACCAGGGCCGCGGUAGUAGGACUACCAAUUACGCCCUUGGCGAAUCGAGCAAUCGGCCAGUGAAAUCGGAGCCGCUUGAUUACGGAGCAUCGCCGUUUGGAUUGACGGAGCUGGAAGCCCUGGCGCUUGAGAUGCAAGGGUACGGGAAGGGGAUUAGGAAGGAGAGAGAGGAGGAGGAGGAGGAAGUGGAAGAGGACGGUUUCGAAUCUACAUCGGACCGGGAACUCGACGACGGGUUCUGGGAAGAAUUGUUGAGUGAGAGCACCGGCGACGGCGGAGGGGAAGAACAGGAAGACGUGAACACCUUGGCCGAGCGGUUAGGUUACUUGCGCUCAACAAGCCCCAAGUAG